This is a messenger RNA of Xyrauchen texanus (razorback sucker), 1011 nucleotides long. RefSeq lists its product as uncharacterized. The record is from RefSeq and is a predicted model, not a curated record. Lineage: Eukaryota; Metazoa; Chordata; Actinopteri; Cypriniformes; Catostomidae. Bases 13 to 963 code for a protein of 316 amino acids. The transcript is spliced from 5 exons. Gene Ontology annotation, biological process: response to bacterium.
AAUCAAAGCAACAUGAACACAGUUUACUUCCUUAUCUUUGUUUGUUGUGUCGGGGCAGAAAACGUUGGGCAACCAACCAGUUUACAAUUUUCUAAACUUGGAGAUAAUGUCACAAUUGAGUGCUACUUACCAGAAAAAGAUGUUUAUAUCAAGGUGUGGUAUAAGCAGGAGUUGAAUAAGACACCCCAACUUAUAUCAAGAUGUUACAAUUACAAGAGACAAGCUACAUUUUUUGAUGGAUAUAAUGAUGGUCGUUUUAAUGUUACAACAGACAAAGGAAUUUUUCAUUUACACAUUUCAAUGACAAAGAAUGAGGAUAUAGCAACAUACUUUUGUGGAGUGGUAACAUUAACUGAGCUGAAAUUUGGACCUGGAACAUUUUUGAUGCUUCAAGGAGAGCACACCAAUACAACAGUUCUUCAGGAGCUCAUUUCAGACGAAGUUCAUCUUGGAGACAAAGUCACCUUCAUGUGCAGAGUAAAAAUAGUACACGAGAAAUGUUCAGGAGGAUACAACGCAUUUUGGAUCAGAAAGGGCUCAGAAGAAUCUCAUCCCAGUAUCAUUUACACUGAUAUAGUGAAGCAGUGUGAAGAGAGCUCUGACAAUGGUUCUACUACAAAGAGUUGUAUUUACAACCUGAUAAAAACGAACCUAAGCAUAACUGAUGCUGGCACGUACUACUGUGCUGUAUCUGCAUGUAACAAGAUAAUGUUUGGAAAUGGGACUACACUGGAAUUCAACACACAAACAGAUAGCAGCUUCACAGCAGCAUUGUUGAAUCCAGUGUUUCUUACACUGGUCUCAUCAAACAUCAUUUCUCUGAUAAUAAUGAUCUCACUUGUGGCUGUGAAAUGCAAACACCAAAACGUCUCAUCAGUUUGUGUCAACAGAUCUGAUCAAAAUACAUCUAGAGAACAAGACAUUUCCAAACACAAUGUGGUGUAUAUGAAGAUCAAAUCCUAAUAAAAGAACUACGGCAUACUUGAAGUGUUUAAGUGUUGUCUGUCUUUG